Molecule: messenger RNA, 1587 nt
Organism: Blepharisma stoltei
Lineage: Eukaryota; Ciliophora; Heterotrichea; Heterotrichida; Blepharismidae
Source: the annotation of a GenBank genome assembly
AUGGAUGAAGAAAAAUUUUACUUAUUCUGUAUAGUCCACCCUCCACGCAUGGAAGCAAUUGUAAACAUUGAAGAUUUAACAAGCUUAAUAGAUGCACUUAAAGUGAAAUCUAUUUAGUUAUCCGUUUUUCUGCCAAAACUUUUAGAAAUGCUAGCUUUGCUUACCCACGAAACACAUAAUAUUGAUAUACAAAUGAUUUUCAGGGUUCUUGAUGAUCCUGAAUUUUGAAGAAACAUAAGGAAUUUAGCGAAUGGAUAUGAUACGACAAGCAACAUCAGAAUGAUAAAAGCUGGACUGUAUAUAUAUUGCAAAAGGAAAUUAUCGUAAUUAUCAAUUAGAAUCGAGAUAUUUAAAAAGGUGUUUUUAGCUUAUAUGAGGAUAGAUUCUGAUUUCCAUCCUAAUGGUAUAAAAUUAGAACUCAAGGCUAUAUUUCAAAGCUUUAUUAACAUUUCUCGGUUUUUGCCAAGAAGACUAAUAGAGAUGUGGAUAAAUUUUAAUAAAAAAAGCUUUCGCAACGAGAACUUGCUGUGUGCUAAUGAAUAUUUCUUUUUAGCUGCAAGUACGUUAGAUAGAGACACACUUAUAAAUGAAAAAUUAUCUAAUAGGUUUGCGUGGUGCUUAGAAAAAGAUCCAAAAACUGGAACUUAUGCACUAGAAAGCCUUAUUACAAGCCCAGAUCCAGAUCAGAGAUUAGAAAGAGUGCUAGGUUUUAAUAUCAAUUCAACCAAUGUUUUCUUUAUAGAUUCCGAUAAAAGGCCAGAGCUUUUCAAUAAAAAUGUACAGAAUAAAGAAGGGAUAGAAGGACUAGCUGCAUUACUAAAAGAUCAAGAAUUAACAAAAAGUGUAAGAGAAACACUAAAUUUAGCGAAUUCUCUUAGGAGCUCUAAUUAUUUGAUUGGGGAACUUUUUGGUGAUUAUGAUGAUUCUAUAAAUAGAAGACCAUCAGUGAGAAAACACAAGCAAAGCUCUUUUUCUUUUAUUCCUUUUUCGAGUUCGUUAAAUUCAAAGAGGCCGCAGUCUGCGAAUAGCUUGUCCCAUUUAAUGCCAUCUGAGAAUGAACAGAGGAAUUUCCUGAAAAGUCUGACCAGAAAAGAGAUAAAUUCGUAUAUACCUUCAUUUAUGUUAUUUCCUGAGAAAUCUCAACAAAUUAUUAGACCAUUUUCAGCUGAAAAUGGGAUUACAAGAAAAUAUUCUUUGAGGACUCCAAGGGGGAAAAUAAGGUCGAGUUCAGGGAUAAGUUCAAAACAGGCUGAUAAUUCUAUAGCUAUAAUGCCGCAAUCAAGGCCUGUUACAGCUCCUAUAUCAAAUCAACUGUCAAGACCUAAUACAGCUCAUAUACAAUUUUCACCUAGAAGCCCUAAGAUUCGAAGACCUUCAAGUGCUGUCUCGCAGCCGAAAACUCCUAUGUCGAAAACUUCUAUUUUGCAAUAUGCUCUUACACAUGUAAAAUCUCCAACAGUUAUCUUAAAAGAUGAGCCUUUUGAUGUCAAUCCUUUAAUAGAUAGUCUUUGUGAGCAGCCUGUUAAAAGCAAUUCUACAAUAAUCAAAACGAAGAAAGCCCAUAAAAAGAAAAUUUGGAAAUAUUAA